AUGGUGCGUGGGGAUAUCCCACCACUGAAGGCAAAAGUUUUCGGCUCUGAUCUCGUCCCUCCGAGCUCGCUGCCUGAGCGGGAGCUGUGCCGAGGCAGCGUCCUGGGAUCUCACUGCACACGCUAUCCCCAGAGGGAACUCACACACUCGGCAGCGAUCCUGGCAGAGGAAGAAAGCUUGGCCAGGCAGAGGACCCUUGAGGAUGAAGAAGAGCAGCAAAGAGAGCGCCGGCGAAGGCACCGGAGCCUGCUGUCCUCCACAUCAACGGAUGAAGAACUUCCUAGCCCUGUGAAAGACACCAGUCCAGCUUCCAGCAGACGGACAAGGGCCUCAAUGUCCGUCUCUGAAAAGCUGAGGCAGGAGAAGGAGCAGCAGGAGCCAGGCGUGGGAGUGAGCCGCACAGACGAAGGGAUGCAGCCACGCGUGGGGCAGGAGAGCAUCCAGGCUGAUCAGGAUGUGGCCAAAGGCAGAGGGGACCCACCAGGAGACCAGCACACGAAGCUGGCCUUGGAGAGGAAGGUGGUGGUGAGGGGACGGCUCCAGGACAAAGAGGGACAAGGUGUGGGGAUGCCUCGGGGAGAGCAGAAGAAGGAGGUGGGAGAGCUGCCGCAGCGGGCAUCACCUGAGGUGGGGGGCUGCCGGCUCCGUGAAGUGAAGAUCCUGACCAGGCAGGGAAGCCGCAGCAUGGAGGAGAAGACAGCCUCAGUGGUGACCUCAUCUCUGGACGAGCGGCAACCAUCCAGGAAUCCCUCAAAGGAGGUAAUACAGCUGUCUCCCACCCAAGAUGAACCUCCAGAAAAGUCAGAUCCUCCUGCAACUCAUGUCACUUACAGCAGCUCCAUCAGACGAACUAGCCCAAGAACUGUCUCCUUUCGGGUGAUCUCAAGAAAACAGAAGGAAGAAAGCCAAAGCCCUCUCACAAGGAGUGCGAGUCUGAGGAUCCCAGGGAGCAACACCACCAUUGGGGAGAAGCUGGAAAAGUACAAUUCAGCCGUGCAGCGCUCAGAGGUGGUGAAAUCAUCCCUGACUAUUCAGAAGAGCCUCUUGCUGUCCUCGGAGGGGGUGGCCAGCAAGCGCAACUUCUUCGAGGCAAGCGCUCCCAGCAAGGCUGAGCCUCUGGCUGUCAGGAAGGACAACAUGAAGAUCCCGGGAUCAGUGACAUCCCGCAUUAACCUGUGGAUCAGCCGAGCUCAGGAGCCUGCCAAGGAGGAAAAGAGCAAGGACAUCAGGAAAAUAAACAGUCUGCCAAACCGUGAUGUCUGGGUAAAGCAGCCUGGAGACACCCCUGGAGACACCAAGGUAGACAUGGAGCUGCUCUGA
Charadrius vociferus (killdeer) is the source of this 1320-nucleotide messenger RNA. RefSeq names its product ladinin 1 (gene LAD1). The transcript is spliced from 9 exons. The record is from RefSeq and is a predicted model, not a curated record. NCBI's taxonomy places the organism in Eukaryota, Metazoa, Chordata, Aves, Charadriiformes, Charadriidae. Gene Ontology annotation, molecular function: structural molecule activity. The coding region runs from base 1 to 1320 and encodes 439 amino acids.